AUGAAGAUGCGGUUUAUCGGCGUCUACAUACUGCUGGGCCUGGCAGUGGCCAAGCCAUUGCGUCCUCUUGAGCAUAGAGCGUCGAAUCCACCAACCCUUGGUGACGAUGUUAUAGGGAUUUUGUCGUCUGUCACGGACGACCUGGCUAGUCUGAGUCCGUAUCUUUUCUCUCAAGCAACGUCUAUCAAAAACAAAGUUCAGUCGGCGAGAUUACUCCCCUCGACCUUGAAUUCGAGCUCUGUUGAGUCCGCCGCCGCGACAAUCUCGGAUAUCUUUAGAGAGCGUCCGGCGGAUCUGACCGUGGCGGUUGAUGAGCUCCUGUCGCAGGGCUUGCUUGUGGGACAGCUUCUGGACUUGCUCAACAGCUUUGCAAACGAGUCGACUAUUAAUUCCCAGAACAACACGAACCCAAAAAAUCCCACAACCCCGGUCUACCCUUCCAAAUUGCCAGACGAUGCUCCCUAUUCACUGGACGAAAACACCCUGCGGUCUGCCAUUUACAUCCCAGAGUCGUUCACAUACGGAAACAAAACCCCCGUCAUCCUAAUCCCUGGAACGUUCAUCCCGGCCGGAAUUACGUAUCAUUUCAGUUUCAGCAAACUGUCAAACUUCACCAGCAUCCUUGACCCGCUCUGGGUGAAUAUCCCCGGUGCUUCUUUAGGCGAUGCCCAAGUCAACGCCGAAUACGUCGCGUACGCCAUCAACUACAUAUCCGGAAUCACCAAAUCCAACGUAGCUGUCCUCUCCUGGUCCCAGGGCGGCCUUGACACCCAAUGGGCCCUGAAAUAUUGGCCGUCGACGCGCUCCAGCGUCAAAGAUUUCGUCGCCAUCAGCCCAGACUUCCAUGGCACAAUCCUGGCGCCAGUUAUCUGCCCUGGCCUGCCUAGCCCGAGCUGCACCCCAUCUGUCGCCCAACAAAUCUACACAUCAAAAUACAUCGCCACUCUCCGUGCCGACGACGGCGACUCAGCCUACGUCCCCACUACCACUCUCUUCUCAACCUUUGACGAAAUCGUCGAGCCCAUGAGCGGCGAGUAUGCAUCUGCAUACUUGCUCGACGCGCGCAAUGUCGGCGUCACGAAUGCUUGGGUCCAGCAAGUUUGCGGAAUCGGAAAACUGGGUGGCUCCAUCUACACGCAUGAAGGUAUGCUAUACAACCCGCUUUCAUGGGCGCUGGCCAUCGACGCUAUCGCGCAUGACGGUCCUGGUGAUCCGUCCAGAUUGGAUCUUGAUAAAGUGUGCUCGAACUUUUUGGCAGAGGGUUUGGAUUUGGAGGAUUUGUUGGGGACCGAGGGUUUGCUUUUGCUUGCUGUGGCAAAUAUUAUUGGGUAUGGUAGUUGGACGGCGACGGAGCCUCCUAUCAAGGCUUAUGCGAGGUAG
Molecule: messenger RNA, 1380 nt
Organism: Talaromyces rugulosus
Lineage: Eukaryota; Fungi; Ascomycota; Eurotiomycetes; Eurotiales; Trichocomaceae
Exons: 1
Coding region: 1-1380 (459 amino acids)
Source: RefSeq, a predicted model, not a curated record